This is a messenger RNA of Culex quinquefasciatus (southern house mosquito), 1721 nucleotides long. RefSeq names its product GTP-binding protein Rheb homolog (gene Rheb). The transcript has 5 exons. Gene Ontology annotation, cellular component: plasma membrane. The record is from RefSeq and is a predicted model, not a curated record. Gene Ontology annotation, molecular function: GTPase activity; GTP binding; GDP binding. Gene Ontology annotation, biological process: small GTPase-mediated signal transduction. NCBI's taxonomy places the organism in Eukaryota, Metazoa, Arthropoda, Insecta, Diptera, Culicidae. Bases 420 to 968 code for a protein of 182 amino acids.
AGUUCAAAAAUGUCAAGUUCUUCAGUUCAAAGACAACAAACCUGCAGUGAAAUUGUGCUGAUGGUUCCUUCUUCUCUCGCGCAAGAAAAUUUCGAUUGUUAAAUUUGCUUCGAUUGUGCAAGAAUAGCGCGUCGCGUCGUUUAUCCAAUGUUCCGGACCCGUUCGCUUCCGAUGUCCCAGUGAGGUGCGCACGUUCCGGCCUGUGAUUUUCGGAUUGCUCCCUUUUUUGCGUAGUGGCCCUGAACACGCGAACUGUCGCUGCGUCUGACAGCUGCUCCUCCGUCAUCACAUCGUUCUUUUUUUCGCUGUGAAUACUACGAUUUGCUUGUGGGAUAUUGGCCGAGUUAAUCCGGAAUUACGUCGGCACUGUUUCGAUUACAUCCCCCCAUUGUUAAACUGCGCGCUAAGCGGACCCGAAGAUGCCAGCCAAGGAGCGUAACAUUGCCAUGAUGGGCUACCGAUCCGUAGGAAAGUCAUCGCUCAGUAUUCAAUUCGUGGAAGGACAAUUUGUGGACUCGUACGAUCCCACCAUCGAGAACACAUUCACCAAAAUAACCCGCGUCAAUUCGACCGACUACGAGGUCAAGCUGGUGGACACGGCCGGCCAGGAUGAGUACAGCAUAUUUCCCGCCCAGUACAGCAUGGACUUUCACGGGUACGUGCUGGUGUACUCCAUCACGAGUCAAAAGUCCUUCGAGGUCAUUCAGAUUAUCUACGAGAAGCUGCUCGAUGUCAUGGGGAAGGCCUACGUUCCGGUAGCCCUCGUUGGGAACAAAACCGAUUUGCACCAGGAGCGGGCAGUUUCGACCGAGGAAGGACGAAAAUUAGCCGAAUCUUGGAAAGCGCAAUUUUUAGAGACUUCUGCGAAACAAAAUGAGUCCGUCGCCGAUAUAUUCCACUUGCUGUUGCAGCAAAUCGAGCGCGAUAAUGGAAAUACUAGCGAAAAGAGCAGUUGUACCAUAUCUUGAACAGGUUCCACAGGUUCCAACAAACCGGCGAGAAACAAAAGUUUACUAGGAAGAAAGUGUCAUCCCCCUGCUUCUCGGCGUCGCUGUUCCGCUGUUGUGGCCGCUGUGGGACCGGAAGCUCCCGUUAUCUUUAUGUGAAUAUUAAAAAAAAAAUCGUACAGUGAUGUAUAAAGAAAAGUUUAGUUCAAAAUUCUCCAAGCAAGAAACGCAAGUAAACGUAAUACCAAAUAGAACAAUUUCCAAUCACACAACAAUUUCAAGCAUAUUUGCGCCGUAAUUAUUACACGAUGGGGACAAUUAAGUGGCAGCGGCAUCGGAAGAAUGGGAAAGAGAACAGUUUUAUCAUCAUUUUUAAGAAUCGAAAAGUGAAAACGGCAAAUUACACUGAAAGCACACACACACACCGAGUUUUAGAUAGAAACAGAUUUGCACACACACACACGUGCCGCUGAAUUCUGCAAUUAUUUAUGUGGGCGCGAAAUCAUGGGUCAAAACAUACAGAUACAACUAUUUUGAAAGUAAAACCACGUAAAGAGAUGUGAAUUUUGGGUUGAAAAUCGCAACACUUUCUUAUAUAACUUCUUUAGGUUUCUUUAACAAUACUUUUCUUAAGGAUAAGACAAUUUUAUAGUUUUACCCCUAGAUGAUAUGAUACGGAGAUCAAGUACUAAAAUAUCAUCGUGGAGAUGGCUUAGAGCGGUAGAGAAAUAAUAAUAAUAAUAAAAACGAGAAUAUUUUUAAGUUCAACAAAAA